Messenger RNA from Pseudovirgaria hyperparasitica, 503 nucleotides. RefSeq lists its product as uncharacterized. The record is from RefSeq and is a predicted model, not a curated record. NCBI's taxonomy places the organism in Eukaryota, Fungi, Ascomycota, Dothideomycetes, Acrospermales, Acrospermaceae. The transcript has 2 exons. The coding region runs from base 102 to 464 and encodes 120 amino acids.
UGUAUGUGUAUUCAUACUCGGCCACUCCAUCACCUCAUCACUCAAUCACCUCAUCACUCAAUCACUCAGUCAUUUCACAUAUAUUCAGUUCCAGUCUAGCUAUGUAUGACAUGGCAUGGCAUGGCAUGGAACUGAGUAUUCAGUUCCCCAAAAAAACAAAAACAUCCCCGAAACCAUACCAAGACCCAAACCGCCCCCCCUCAAGACCAGUGGGGAGAGAGGGGAGAGGGGAGAGGAAUGAGCACAUGAUGGAAAACCUCAAAAAGAAAAAAAGAAGGGACCAAAAAACGCUUACUACUCCUACCAGCACUACUACUCCUACUACUACUACUACUACUACAAGUACAUACAGCAGGAGAGCCCGAGAGGAGGUCAACUUCAAAGAACGCUAUCAAGGGAGCGAGAGGGAGAGAGAGAGAGAGGGUUUCGAGAGAUUGGCGGGGGGGAGGGGGAAAGCUGACUGAUCGAGGGAGAGACAGGUUUGUUGGGUGUGUGGGUGGGAU